Molecule: messenger RNA, 347 nt
Organism: Amorphotheca resinae ATCC 22711
Lineage: Eukaryota; Fungi; Ascomycota; Leotiomycetes; Helotiales; Amorphothecaceae
Exons: 3
Coding region: 36-347 (103 amino acids)
Biological process (GO): mitochondrial respiratory chain complex I assembly
Source: RefSeq, a predicted model, not a curated record
AGCUCCACGACAAAGCACCAUAUUGACCACACACGAUGUCUUCAGGCUAUGGACUCAACGGCGGCCCCUCGCGCUGCUUUCCAUUCUGGCAAGAGGUCCUAGCUUGCUACGUUGUCAACACCACCUCCGAGGACGAUUCAGGAAAGCGGAAAUGUUCGCCAAUGCUGGAGGAUUACUAUGAGUGCUUGCACCACAAGAAAGAAGCUACGAGAGUACGCACAUUACAACAAGCAUACCGAAAAGCGGAGGCAGCAAACCUGCGAGACGAUGCACCGAAGGCGGGCGCAAUAAGGAACCUGGGGCUGCUGGACAAGGAUGAAGAUAGCAAGGCUGUACUGGGCAAGUAA